CUGUCUGCAGUUCGCGGGCUCGGAGCGGAGGCGCGUAGGAAGGGUAGUGGCGGCCCGUGCAGGUCGCCAGCCCCGCCGCUGCGCGCCCGCCAGCGUCUGACGUGGCUGGCUGGCCCCAGCCCCCCUCCUAGAACGCUCCCGUCAGCCCAGGUGGUCGGUCCCCUUCCGCGAGGUUCUGCCUGCCUCGGUGGCGCAGACCUCGGGGGCGUUGGGCGCGCAGCGCUGUUUAACCGUCGCCCCCGCCCGUGCCGCGCUGGGGACUGCCUGAGCCGAGGCCUCUGGCGCUGACGCCCCAAGGUAAAGCGAGACCUGAACAGCCCAAGGGCAUCUAACGCCAGUCACCAGGGCCGCCCCUUAGGUGACCCGCACACACGGGAGUUUACUUCUUAGCCCGCUCAGGAUGGGGGCUGAAAAUGAGCUCGCUACUGUUGAAAGGCUGAAAGUUUUAAGUGUUGCAACGUCGUAUCUAGUAAUAUAGGAUCCAGAGCCCCGUGCCAGCAGCCACCCAGAGCUGCCCCCUCCAGGCUCCUGUGACCACUGGACAGCAAACCCACCAUGUCUGGGCCUCAACACACGGAGCAGGCGCCAGAUUCCCAGGGAGACUCGCCCUUGGGCAGGAGUGACGAGGAUGCCAAGGAGGGGACCCAGAGUUCCCACCGCAUGCUGGGCUUCAGCGACGCGCUGCUGUCCAUCAUUGCCACCGUCAUGAUCUUGCCUGUAACGCACACGGAGAUCUCCCCAGGGCAGGACUUUGACAGAAGCAUGCAGAAACUUCUAGCCACCAGGAUUGCUGUCUACCUUAUGACGUUUCUAAUCGUGACAGUGGCCUGGGCCGCACACGCUAGGUUGUUUCAGGUUGUUGGGAAAAUAGAUGAUACACUUGCCUUGCUCAACCUGGCGUGCAUGAUGACCAUCACCCUCCUGCCUUACACAUUUUCCUUAAUGGUGACCUUCCCUGAUGUGCCUCUGGGCAUCUUCUUGUUCUGUGUGUGUGUGAUCGCCAUCGGGGCUGUGCAGGCGCUGAUCAUAGGCUAUGCCUUCCACUUCCCACACCUGCUGAGCCCACAGCUGCGCAGCUCCACCCACAGGGCCGUGACACGGCAGCACAUCCUGCUUCUGGUCCUCCGUGGCCCAGCACUGUGCUUUGCUGCAGCUGUUUUCUCCCUCUUCUUCUUCCCCAUGUCGUACCUGCUGAUGGUGACUGUCAUCUUCCUCCCCUACAUCAGCAAGGCCGCCAGCUGGUGUAGAGACAGGCUUGUGGGGCACAGGCAUCCCCCAGACCACGGUGUGGAGCUCUUCACCUUUGACCUUCACGAGCCCCUCAGCAAGGAGCGGGUGGAAGCCUUCAGCGAUGGAGUUUACGCCAUUGUGGCCACACUGCUCAUCUUGGACAUCUGCGAGGACAACGUCCCCGACCCCAAGGAUGUGAUGGAGAAGUUCCACGGCAGCCUGGUGGUGGCCCUGGGCGAAUACGGGCCGCACUUUCUGGCAUACUUCGGCUCCUUUGCCACGGUGGGGCUGCUCUGGUUCGCCCACCACUCACUCUUCCUGCAUGUCCGCAAGGCUACACAGGUCAUGGGGCUGCUCAACACACUCUCACUGGCCUUCGUGGGUGGCCUGCCCCUGGCCUACCAGCAGACCUCAGCCUUCGCCCGGCAGCCCCGCGAUGAGCUCGAGCGAGUGCGAGUCAGCUGCGCCAUCAUCUUCUUCGCCAGCAUUUUCCAGUUUGCCAUCUGGACUGCGGCCUUACUGCACCAGGCGGAGACGCUACAACCAGCAGUUCAGUUUGGUGGGCAGGAACAUGCCUUCAUGUUCGCCAAGCUCGCCUUGUACCCCUGUGCCAGCCUGCUGGCCUUCGCCGCCACCUGCCUGCUGAGCCGGUUCAGCACAGCCAUCUUCCACCUCAUGCAGAUCUCUGUGCCCUUUGCCUUUCUGUUGCUGCGCCUGCUUGUGCGUCUUGCCCUGGCGGCCCUGCGGGGCCUGCACUCCCUGCGGCCAGCACACCUCCCACCAGGCCGGGCCAGUGAGGCUGAUGCUGAUGCCCAGGCCCAGCUGCUGCCUGCCUCCUGCUAGCACUAGAGGCCACACCCACUACCUGCCUACCCCACCCAAUGCCAUAGGUCUCAUCUCCACUGUGAAACGUCUAUCCAGAGGAUGCAUGCUGCUCUGCACAGGAACUUACACCCAGACAUGGGUCUCUCCCUUACCAAGAACAAGUUGCCUUGGGGUCUGCAUCUGGAUGGCUUCAGGCAGGCAAGCUGCCCAGGACGCCAGAUCCUCUGCCCAGCCACCCUGCCCACCCCACCCCAUCCAUCUGGGCCUCUGCCUAGGGCCCUGAGUGGCACCUCUUCCCCAAGACUCAGCUGUUGGACUGGGAAGUCCCUAUCUGAGAGGCGACACACCCCAGACCACCUGCCCAGCACGUGCAGCACCACUGGGUCUCCCAGUCCUUCCAGCCCGUCCUGAUGUUCAGCCGCUGGACACAAGUACAAGGGAGGGCACUGCAGGACACUGAAGCCCAACUCUAUUUGUCCCAGGUAUAAGUUAGGUCACAUUCAGAUAGCAGUACAUCAUAAGGAGAGGCCUGGGGCCCAGGGUCACAGCCCUGCAGGCAGUCUCACUUAAAUAGAAGAUAGACCACACAGACACAAUUUACAAACGAUUCCUGCAGGUUGAAGUCAACUAACUACGCCACUAAGGACUUGUUCUGAAGAUGACAAGUGAUGUAAACAUAAGGACUGCUACUCUGAGACCACCAAUGGAGUAGAGGUGCAUGUGUCUGCAGUUUUGGCAGAAGCGGGGAUGGGAUGUGGCACUGCGGCAUGGAGAUUCCCGGGGAGGCACAGGUCACACCUGGAAGCCAGCCCAUGUGCAAACCCAGCACCAUGAGUGCUAGGAAGGGCUGGACCAGGUCGUCUCUUGCUUUGGGGACCUCUGCAGACUCCCUACACAGGCCGCUUAGUUUUGGUCAGAUUCCUCCAGCAUCUGCGGGGUAACAAUGAGCUCCUGGGCACAGUUAGAAGCUCUUCAUUCAAACCAGCCAAGUCAUCCCAGCAGAGCGCUCCGAGGGGCUCAGCCAGCAGUACUGCCGGGGUAGAUGGGAGCUGUGUCUACACUGGUGUGCCAGAGCCCAGGUUGCUGGCAAAGCAUUAUGUAAAGUGCUACGUUUAAGAACAAGGGCAUUAAAUGCACUCCCCCACA
This is a messenger RNA of Chinchilla lanigera (long-tailed chinchilla), 3201 nucleotides long. RefSeq names its product transmembrane protein 175 (gene Tmem175). NCBI's taxonomy places the organism in Eukaryota, Metazoa, Chordata, Mammalia, Rodentia, Chinchillidae. The coding region runs from base 556 to 2073 and encodes 505 amino acids. The transcript has 11 exons. Gene Ontology annotation, molecular function: potassium ion leak channel activity; proton channel activity. The record is from RefSeq and is a predicted model, not a curated record. Gene Ontology annotation, cellular component: lysosome; endosome.